Molecule: messenger RNA, 753 nt
Organism: Colletotrichum graminicola M1.001
Lineage: Eukaryota; Fungi; Ascomycota; Sordariomycetes; Glomerellales; Glomerellaceae
Exons: 3
Coding region: 1-753 (250 amino acids)
Biological process (GO): signal transduction
Cellular component (GO): cytoplasm
Source: RefSeq, a predicted model, not a curated record
AUGGUCGGCUACAUGAAGGAGGUUGCCAAGCUGGGCGGUGAGCUGAGUGUCGAUGAGCGCAACCUCCUGAGCGUUGCCUACAAGAACGUUGUCGGUACCCGCCGUGCCUCGUGGCGCAUCAUCUCCUCUAUUGAGCAGAAGGAGGAGAGCAAGGGCUCCGACAAGCACGUCGGCACCAUCCGCGAGUACCGCACCAAGAUCGAGACCGAGCUCGAGCAGGUCUGCCAGGAUGUCCUCGAUGUCCUCGACGACAGCCUUAUUCCUAACGCCCAGACCGGCGAGUCCAAGGUCUUCUACCACAAGAUGAAGGGUGACUACCACCGCUACCUUGCCGAGUUUGCCUCUGGCGAGAAGCGCAAGGGUGCUGCCACUGCUGCCCACGAGGCCUACAAGAGUGCUACCGACGUCGCUCAGACUGAGUUGACCCCUACUCACCCCAUCCGCCUCGGUCUGGCCCUUAACUUCUCCGUCUUCUACUAUGAGAUCCUGAACUCGCCCGACCGUGCUUGCCACCUUGCCAAGCAGGCCUUCGAUGAUGCCAUUGCCGAGCUCGACUCUCUCUCCGAGGAGUCUUACCGCGACAGCACCCUCAUCAUGCAGCUCCUGCGUGACAACCUUACCCUCUGGACCUCUUCCGACAGCGGCGACGCUGAGGGCGCCGCUGCUGGCACCGCCGAGGCUUCUGAGGAGAAGAAGGAGGAGGCCAAGACCGAGGAGCCUAAGGCCGCCGAGGAGACGCCUGCUGCCUCCUAA